CCCCUCACUGGCCCCGCCCCGUCGCCAUGCUGCCCGCGCUGGCGGAAGGCGAGGAGCGGGAGAGUGGCGAGGAGGGCGCGGGUGAGGAGCGGCGGGCGGAGCGCCACGGCAGUUCCUACCACAGCCUCUACGGGUACCGCGGCGGCAGGUCCCCGCGGGGAGCGGGCGGCGAUGGCAGCGCGGCGGAGGCUCCUUCCAGCGAGGACUUCAGCCUCACCUUGCUGGACACUAAUUUACCUCCUGAAGCGGAGACCGAGUUGCGCAGUUUUAUCGCGAAGCGCCUUAAUAAAGGAGCCCUGUUUGACAGAAUGGGGAACGUGGUGUCAGUGGAGCUGAGCAUACCCGAAUGUAAAGUUGGUUGUUAUUACUGUCGUUUCCAACAUGAAAAUCUUCUAGAAACGGCAACACUGGAAUCAGACAUCAAUGCUCCAGAAUAUGUGGUUUGUUUCUUAGGUGGCUCGGAGAAAGGUCUGGAACUUUUCAGACUUGAGCUGGACAAAUACAUUCAAAGUCUGAAGAUAAACCUUGAUUUGGAGCAAAAAUUCUUGGAGACCUCUGUUAACCCCUACCUGAGAAGCUGGUUUGAGAAUGCCGUGUGCCCGAUUCAGAGAGUGGUCCAGCUCUUCCAGGAGAAACUCGCCUCUUUGUUACACGCUGCUUUGAGUUACACCCCUGUGGAAGUGAAAAAUGCAGAUGAAAGAACAGAAAAAGACAUUAGCAGGUUUCUGGCAGCUGCCAGCCUCCAAGGACUUGUUCAGGAAGGUACGAUGACCUCCUUGUGCAUUGCCAUGACUGAGGAACAGCACAAGACAAUGAUUAUAGACUGCAGUGGACCUCAGCCUCAGCUGCAUAAUGCAGGAAACAACAGGUUCUGUGAGGACUGGAUGCAGGCUUUUGUGAACGGUGCCGAAGGUGGAAAUCCGUUUCUCUUCAGGCAAAUUUUGGAAAACUUUAAAUUGAAGGCUAUACAAGACAUAAACAACCUGAAGAGGUUUAUCCGCCAGGCCGAAAUGAACCACUAUGCCUUGUUCAAGUGUUACAUGUUUCUGAAGAACUGUGGAAGCGGAGACGUCCUUCUGAAGAUCGUUAAAGUGGAACACGCAGAAAUGCCAGAAGCCAGAAACGUAGUGACUGUCCUCGAGGAAUUCAUGAGAGAAACAUCAGUGGCUUAAAAUGAUCUUAAUUAUUCUGUACUCAUUGGAGGGCAUUGUAUAAAUUAUUAAUUCCUUCUGUGCAGCUUAGUUUUGCUAUUGCAGGAUUUUUAAUUUAUACUUAAAAGUAUUACCUAAGUCAAAACUCAGGUGUAGUUUUGUUUGCCUUUUCUCUUUUUUUAGGGAAAGCAGUGUGAACUGUUUUUAACGUGCAAAAAUCAGAUCAUACAAACUCCUGCAUAGUUUUCAGCGCUUACCUGAUUCCCCAAAUGACUUGCUCCUUUUCUGAAGAAAUUGGGACAUUUGGGUUUUACAGUCAUUGCAUGAUAAAAAACCCAAAUCCCUUACCUGGCAAGCGUUUCAGUAUUUUAAAUAUCUUCAAAAUGAUAAUUUUUAAUUAUAAAGAUCCAGUUAGUUUUGUUUUAAUAUAUAAAGAAGCACAAACAUCUGGAUAAAGCAUAGUAAAUUAAUUCAUCAUUUGUGUUUGUAGAAGAGAAUAUCAGUAACAAGUAGCUAGUUUCUGCAGUCUGCUUUCAAAUUGGCAGGUUGUUCUGGUACCAGAUCUUGGUAAUGGGUGUGAAACAGAAUAGCGUUAAGACCAAACAGUUCUAGGAAUCUGCUUAUACUUAUGCUGGACAGACACAUUAAAUUCCCAGGUUGUUUGAUGAAUCCUAUUCUUCAUUAGUUUGUGCUGUGAUCAACACCUUCUUUGUGUGUUCUUGGGACCUUUUUUUGCAUAACUCUUAAUAAUUGUGGGGUUUGAGUUUUGGUGAAUUAAACCUGAAAAUUUUACAGAUUAAAUAUUAACUCUAAAUUCAGUUUCUGAAGAACUUUCUCUGAAGUAAACCAAGUUAAUAAUUCCGACUUUAAACCAUUUCAUUACUGUAUCUCAGCAAUGAGUUCUUACUGCAUCACAGGACAUUUACACAGCAGCACGCUUGAAGAAGAUCUUUGGCUGUGGCUGGAAUCAAAUCUCAGGAGGCCUACGAGAGGCCACGUAGAUGAAGACUAUUUCUGCAAACCUGACAUAAGCAAAACUCCUUUGCAUUCUUUUGCAUCGGAGGUGUCCAAGGGCCUAAGGGGCCUUCGAACAGCUCUUCUGAAAACUCUUAACUGCAAGUCUUGCCACUGCUGUUGAGUUGCCAGUACUGUUUAUUGUGACAGAAGUUGACUGCUUUCCUGUAACACCGCUGUGUUGAGGCUAUAGCAGAGUUUACAAUAAACCACAUUCAAAUCCUUCA
Molecule: messenger RNA, 2392 nt
Organism: Cuculus canorus (common cuckoo)
Lineage: Eukaryota; Metazoa; Chordata; Aves; Cuculiformes; Cuculidae
Gene: C18H17orf75
Product: chromosome 18 C17orf75 homolog
Exons: 10
Coding region: 27-1172 (381 amino acids)
Cellular component (GO): trans-Golgi network
Source: RefSeq, a predicted model, not a curated record